This is a messenger RNA of Colletotrichum navitas, 1074 nucleotides long. RefSeq lists its product as uncharacterized. The transcript has a single exon. Lineage: Eukaryota; Fungi; Ascomycota; Sordariomycetes; Glomerellales; Glomerellaceae. The record is from RefSeq and is a predicted model, not a curated record. The coding region runs from base 1 to 1074 and encodes 357 amino acids.
AUGCCGCUUCUUGAACAAAGCCCGCUCAACUGCACCUACAACCCCGACGAUGUCGUCGCGGGCCUCAUGCAGUACUACUCGAUCCUUACGCGCAUGGCUUAUAUCCCGGCAUCAUAUGUCGACUUCCCCCCUCCUGGUGGCUGGACUGAUGCCGAACUUGACGUGGGAGCUCUGCAUGCUCUGCGGCGCUCCGAGACGGUCAUCAAUUUGCUGCGCCAUCUCCCUUACCCUAGGCCCAUGCACGACGGACCGCGUCCGGGGCCCUGGGACGUCGCACCAGGGUCGAAAGCUGUGCGCUACCUUCGCCAUAUGGGCAGCUUUAGCCAGUGGUCCGAUCGCGGGGACGCAGGCCUUCACGAACUGGCAGCUCUUCCCAUGGGCGAUACGCCUGCUGCGCCGAUGGAUCUGCCACCUGACGUUGUCUGCCUUACGUUUGGCGAGCGCCAGACGCGCAACGACGCCAGACCGUACUGGUGGAUUGUCGACUGCAGCAGAGGCAUCAUGACGCCAUUCAAGGAGAGCACUUAUGGCAUCGCCAAGGUCCCGCGCAACAAGCCCUGGAGGACUGUUCAAUCAUACCCCGUCUCAGAUUUCUUCGCCCAACUCGUGCCGGACUUGGGUCAGAACCUUUUGCCAGUGCCGCCCACCGAGGACCUCGACGCCGAGGUGCUUGGUCCCUCUUCGGGCAGCCUUGGCCGCGAAGUGGCCCAGAUUUACAUGACGCACGGAUGGCCGAACGCGGACUUUCGCCACGACGAGUGCAUAGCCGCCCUGCAGGCUUGGCGUCGCCAAGUGCAGGAACGAGAACGCCAGAAGAUCGCGCAGGACGUGGACGACGCCGAUGAUGAAGACUUUGAGAUGGAUGAUAGCGACGACGGCGACGACGACGACGACAACGGCAUGGGCCAAGGGGGAGCAGACGAGCUUCUUGCCGAGGCUGUGGCGGAUAUGGAGGUGGAUGAUCUGAGCGCCGAGGCUGCUGCUCUAAGGGCUGACAUGAGCCCGGAGGAACGCCGUAGGUUCGACCGAAGAGAGAACCAACUACCGCCCUUUGAAUGGAUUGAUUCCGAAUGA